Messenger RNA from Quercus lobata, 1551 nucleotides. Its product is annotated as F-box/LRR-repeat protein At3g26922-like. Gene Ontology annotation, molecular function: protein binding. NCBI's taxonomy places the organism in Eukaryota, Viridiplantae, Streptophyta, Magnoliopsida, Fagales, Fagaceae. The record is from RefSeq and is a predicted model, not a curated record. The coding region runs from base 67 to 1479 and encodes 470 amino acids. The transcript is spliced from 3 exons.
UUAUGCCAUGAAGAAAGGUCUUAUUAAGGCUUAUGGAUUUUGUAAUUCAGGGAAACCAUCAAAAUCAUGGAGGCAAUUACUCGGACACGGAAUGCCAAAGUCAGGAAGGUUAGUGACAAAUGGAGCACUAAUGAAGGCAUAGAUAGAAUAAGCAAAUUACCUGACUCAAUUCUUCAGCACAUUCUAACAUUCCUUCCCACAAGAGAUGCUGUUGGAACAAGCAUAUUAUCGAAGAGAUGGGAACACCUAUGGAUGUCCAUUACCAGUUUUGUGUUUUGUAUGCCGUGUGAGUUGAUCUAUAAGAGGGACCUCUUCAUGAAUUUUGUGGAAAGAGUACUAAUGCUCCGUGACUCUUCAGACAUAAAGUAUUUUGCACUUGCAUGUGAUGUUCUGUGUGAUGCUUCUCGCAUCAAUACAUGGAUAUUGUAUGCACUACAACACAAUGUUCGAAAGUUAUUUCUUGCCCUUUGUGGACUCCUAGAUGCACACACGUUUCCUCCUUGUUUAUUUAAUUGUGAUUCACUGGAAGACUUAACUCUAGAGAUGAGCCGUUCGACUCAAAAGAUGGGCCGUGUGCUCAAGCUUCCCCAUUCUGUAUGUUUUUCAAGUCUCAAGAGCUUGUAUCUUAAGUAUGUUACGUUUGAAGGGGACUAUUCAACAAAACGGCUCUUUUCAGGUUGCCCAGUCCUGGAGAAUCUGACUUUAGCUCUUUGCAAGUGGGAGAAUGUGGAAGCUGUCUGUAUAUCUGCUCCCAUGCUUCGAAACUUGACCAUUUAUGAAACAGAAAAUCGAGACAAUUGUCAAAAAUUGAUUUUUGGAACGAGUCUUCAAAGCUUCGUUUACAUUGGUGGACUCUUAAGUGAUUAUUGUUUUUAUGAUUCAACCUCACUAAUUAAGGCAUAUUUUGAUGUGGGAUGUGGAAGCUUCAUUACUGAAAGGGCCACAAGACACAGAGGAGAUGCUUAUAGGGCAAAUAAGCUUCUUAGAGGACUCUCUCAUGUGAAAAACCUAGCAUUAACUCCUUACACUCUUAAGGUUCUCACAUAUGCAGAAGAAUUCAUUGCAUGUUUGCCUGUGUUUCCAAAUUUGAUCCAUCUUGAAUUUCAUGCGGAGCCAAUGGAUUUUGCUUGUGGGACACUGUUGAGAUUACUCCAAAACUUGCCUUGUCUUAGUUCUCUUGCUUUUGCAGAGGGAAUCUGCCUUUCCACUUAUUGUGAAAAAACUGAUUGGAGACUGGCUCCAGUUCCUCCUUGUUUCACUACAAGACUCAAGACCAUCAAAAUAUGUAAUUUUUGUGGAACUGAAGGAGAACUACAUGUAGUAAAGAAUUUGCUGAAAGAUGCUACAACAUUGGAGAAAAUGGUAAUAUCUUGUUCUCUUGUAAAGUUCUCAGUGGGCUCAGGGAGGCAAAAGGAGGUUCGUGAACAGUUACUAAUGCUUCCCAGAGGAUCAAUAAGUUGUGUAAUUGAAAUUUCAUGAGUAUUUCCUAGGUUUGUUCCGAUCAAGACUGUCUAUUCCUGGGCCUUUUAUCCCAAAUUCUCUUGGUACAUG